Messenger RNA from Apus apus (common swift), 3276 nucleotides. It is a transcript of the gene EXD3, whose product is annotated as exonuclease 3'-5' domain containing 3. The transcript has 20 exons. The record is from RefSeq and is a predicted model, not a curated record. Lineage: Eukaryota; Metazoa; Chordata; Aves; Apodiformes; Apodidae. Bases 130 to 2757 code for a protein of 875 amino acids. Gene Ontology annotation, molecular function: 3'-5' exonuclease activity; nucleic acid binding. Gene Ontology annotation, biological process: nucleobase-containing compound metabolic process.
UUUGAGUGACGGACUGCAGGGCUCCCGCCGCCGCUUCCGGGUUGGUGCCAGAAGCAAGAGCUUGGGCUACCAACUCUGAGCUGUAGACCACUAAUCAUAGCAUCCUGAUUUGGUGCCACCUUUGGGAGGAUGAAUCAGGACAGUGACUCAAGUGAUCAGCCCACGGGCCAGGACCCACUCCAAUUGCUGAAAACCCUUCAGCUUCUCUGGACAAUGAAAGAGAUGAAGAAGCUCCAGGAAGAAAUCAGGCGGGGCUUUGCAGGACUGGAGGACCCAUUGGCAGGACUCCUGGACAUACUGGAAGGCAGCAGCGAUUGGAAGGGGAAAGGGCAUUCCCUCGGGUAUUGCAUCACCACCGAGUUGCAGCUUUGGAUAAAAGAGCAUCCUGCUGCUCAACAGUCUGGCAUCAAGCUGAGCAAUCUGCAGGCCCGUGUAAUCAGAAUAUUAGCCCAGUGCCCAACUAAUCUUCUUGACCCUCUGAUUAGCAUUUACCAGCUCCAUACAGCAGACCGGAACUGUUUGCUUGAACAUGUCACUCAUCUUUAUCACAAGGGCAGCUACAAAGAGGCAGCUGUACUGAGUAUUAGGCUAAAAUUACAGCCAGAUCAAGAUGUUGAGAAGAUGUGCACACCGCUACUGCUUCAAGAUAAAACUAACUUGGUGGAAGAUUAUGUGAGAGAAUAUCCUGAGCUCCAGAGCAAGCUCUUGCAGAUGCUGGACACGUGGUGUGAACCUGGGUUUAAUAUCAGGGACAUCACAAGAAAAUAUCAAGGCCUGUCCAGAUACAAACCAGAUAAAUUUAACCGCAAAAUGCUAAGCAAGCUGGUCUUCAGGCUCCUAGACCUAUUCAGUGUAGAUCCAGCUCUCUGCCCUAAUGUCGUAAAUCAGCGGCACUUGAAAACUCUGCAUUACCUCUUUUACAAGAGGUUUGUUGAGAAAACCAUGACUCAGGAGAACUGGAUAGAUCACAUUCAGAGCACAGUUGGAACGAAUCAAUGGCUUCAAGGGCACCUGAUACAGCUGCUUCUCAGGUACUGUGACUGGAACGCAGCGGCAAGAUGGGCACAGCGCUGCGGUUUGCCCAAAGAGAUGUUACCUGACGAAGUGGCUGAUGAGCUUCAAAAGCUUCAGAUCCAAGACAGGGUGGAAGAGACUGUGAAAAGAGAUAAUCAUGACGAGAGUAAGAAGAAGGAUUAUUACCAGCUUCCUAUUCCACGGGCAAAUAUUCACUUCCUACAAACAUGGGAAGAGACACUGCAGUGCUGGGAAAAGGUGCUGCGGCCCGGGCAGGUUGUUGGCAUUGACAUGGAGUGGAAACCUUCAUUCGGCAUGGUUGGGAAGCCCCGUGUCUCCCUCCUUCAAAUUGCUGUGAAGGAUGAGGUGUUCCUGCUUGACUUGCCAAAGCUCCUGGAGCAAGCUGAGACCGAGGAUGAGAAGGAGAAGCUUCCCCAUUUCAUCCAGAUGCUCUAUUCAGAUGCAGCCAUCACUAAACUAGGUUAUGGGAUGUCUGGAGACCUUAGCAGCCUUACAGCCACAUGGUCUGCUUUGAAAGACACGGAUAAGCAAGUGCGAGGUGUGGUGGACCUGCUCAAAGUAGACAAACAACUGCAGAAGAGUUCCACUGACUGGAAGAAGGACAGCUGGAAGGUCGAUGCUCUGUCCCCAGAGCAGAGCUGUGGGGACAGAGGGUUCAGGCAGCCAGAGAAAGGACUCAGCCUCUUGGUGCAACAUGUGCUGGGGAAGCCUUUAGAUAAAACAGAGCAGCUGUCUAACUGGGAGAAACGGCCUCUCCGUGAGGAACAGAUCCUCUAUGCAGCUUCAGAUGCAUAUUGUUUGCUGGAGGUCUAUGAGAAACUCUCUAAGGAUCCAGCAAGCUUUGGUCUGACUUCAGACCUGACUGAGAGUUUGGUGGGAAAACCAAGCAUAAAACCCAGGGCGAAGAAGCAGCUGAAUAAACAAGAAGUACCAUCACCUUCUGGACAGCAAUGCCAGGGACCUGCCAAGGAGACCUCGUGUUCCCCUGCUCCCAUCUCCCCGAAGCAGUUCAGCGUGGUCUGUGAUAACAUGCUGCAAGGCCUGGGGCGCUACCUGCGCUGCCUCGGGGUAGAUGUCUGCAUGCUGGAGAAUGAGGAUGACCACAGGAAAGCUGCUGAGAUUGCCCGACAGGAAGGAAGAGUCAUUUUAACCUCUGGACUCCCAUAUCAGACUCUGCAGUCCCAGGUGGGAGAAGGAAGGUGUUUCUCUGUGAACAGCUCAGAAAAGGCGAGAGAACAGGCCCUGCAGGUUCUGAAGCACUUCAACGUCCAGGUGUCCCGGGCAGACAUCUUCAGCCGCUGCCAGGUCAGGGGCUGCCACCUGCCCUGGGCACGAUCAAGCUGCACGUGGCCCUCGCUGGACACCCUCGCCGUGGGGAGCUGGGGAGGAGCUCCAGGGAGCCCAGCUGGGCUGAAGGCACCAGGCAAACCCUCCUGGCCACUUGGUUCUCACAGCUGCAGUGAGUUUGGCAGUGCUCUGUCUGCUUCUCCCAGCAGAGCACCAACCUCUUCAGGACCUGUGGGAUUUGGUCAGCACUGGGAAGCCCUGGAACGAUGGCGAGGGGGAAGAGGGUCCCCACUCAGCUCUGUGCCUGUCCUCUGCACCAGCCCUCCCUCCUCCAGCCUUGUCCACUGCAGCUUCUGGGUAAGGAUUGCUUCUCAACUUGCAAAGAAAUUCAUGGCCAUGGCCUUGGCUCAGUUUGUGGCUCGAAGGUAUUUCUGAACAACAGUGAGAACUUCCCUGCAUGCUCAUCUCCAUGACAUGGACACGUGUGUGCAGAGGUGCUGCCACAGGCAGUGCUGGCUUGGCAGAUAGGAAUCUGUGUCAUGAACUAAACCUGCCACCAGGUUUCCAGCCUGUCUGCCAGACACUGAGUGAACCGAGAGUUUUUUGAAACCAGCCUAGAAACGUACCAGGAGCCAGCCUGCGUUUAUCAUGCCUCUGCUUCCUCCUGAAUUCCAGUCCUCUGACAUGUUGAGAUCAAACCUGAUGACCCCAAUCUGACUGCAGCAAUUGAGAAGAAAAGUGACCUUCCAAAAAGAGCAGCUGAGCCAGCCCAAGAGAGCAGCUCUGGGCCACCCCAGGCUGCUUCAUCCUGCCGUGUCACAGAGAGGAGCAGCCAGGCAGCACUGAAACAUGUCACUGGUUUUAAUUCAAUUACUUUGCAGACCAGCAUGUAGCACUGCUGACACCUUCACAGCAUCCCAUGGCAGUGGGACAGCUCUGGAAACUGUCACUGGU